AUGGCGGAACUGUCGGCGGAGGCGCUGGAAAGCUGCAGCGGCAUCCUGCACUGCCGCAUCGACGACCGCGUGAAGGAUCUGGCCAGCAACAAAGAAGUUCCCGUGGCAAAUUUGAUCACAAGACAUGUAAAACAGGUAACGGACUUCAACAAAGCGCUGGAGAAGCGGCGGCUGUGGCGGAAACGCGAAAAGGAACUGGAGAGGAAACACGAAGACACCUGGGGGGUGCUGCGGUCGGAAGGCCGCGCGCAGGCGCCCCGCGAAGCCCCCGCGGUCCCCAGCAGCGCAAAAAGGGUUUUAGAUGCCAUUAAAGUCGAAGGAAUUGACAAAGAAGUGGUGGAAAAGGUGAAGGAAAAAGUCGCGCGCCAGUUCGGCUCGGUCGACGUACACGCCGCGACCCGCCAGCGCGCUGCGCGGGAAAAGGAAAAGCUGCAGCUGCAGCGGCAAGAAAGCGCCUCCGACGCGUGGCUUCCCGACAGAUUUUACACAGAAGAAUUGAAGCAAAAAACUCCCUGGCUGAAUCCCGUGGAGUUCCUCAGCGGGCUGCAGCUUUCCAAGUCCGAGGGAAGCCUCACGCCCGUCGCUUCCGACAGCGAAAGCGAAGCUUCCAAGCGCAAAAAAAAGAAAAAAAAACGAAAAAAAGAAAAGAAAAAACAAAAAAAACACAAAAAGAAACACCGGGAAUGA
This is a messenger RNA of Eimeria necatrix, 687 nucleotides long. RefSeq lists its product as hypothetical. NCBI's taxonomy places the organism in Eukaryota, Apicomplexa, Conoidasida, Eucoccidiorida, Eimeriidae. Bases 1 to 687 code for a protein of 228 amino acids. The transcript has a single exon. The record is from RefSeq and is a predicted model, not a curated record.